Molecule: messenger RNA, 1799 nt
Organism: Zymoseptoria tritici IPO323
Lineage: Eukaryota; Fungi; Ascomycota; Dothideomycetes; Mycosphaerellales; Mycosphaerellaceae
Exons: 1
Coding region: 153-1799 (548 amino acids)
Biological process (GO): regulation of DNA-templated transcription
Cellular component (GO): nucleus
Molecular function (GO): zinc ion binding; RNA polymerase II transcription regulatory region sequence-specific DNA binding; DNA-binding transcription factor activity, RNA polymerase II-specific
Source: RefSeq, a predicted model, not a curated record
GCGAAGUCUUUCUCACGGACUCGGCGAUCGCGAAUACUCUACGAUUCCUUCUACGCGACGAACACGACAUCCUCUCGCGCCUCUCUCCCACGACCUCGAAAGAGCUCCGUUCGGCACGAGACCUCCAAUCCGCCAAUGUCCCCUCUUCCACUAUGGCCUCUCCGGUGACAGCAGAACGGCAGCAACAGCCCAGAUCUCCCACUAAUGGGCACCGAUCUCCUAAACGAAAAGCUUCCGAAGCAGCGUCAGCUACGACCGCAACCACCGCAACGACCGCAACGACAGCUCCUACGACCUCGACAGCAACGACGACAAGCACAGAAGAUGCCGAAGCCAACAAAAAGAAGCGGAGAAAAGUCAAUCAUGCCUGCGUCUACUGCCGGCGAUCGCAUAUGACAUGUGAUCUACAAAGACCUUGCGCGAGAUGUGUCAAGAGGGAUAUUGGACAUUUGUGUCAUGAUGAGCCGAGGGAUCCGCCGAGGAGAUCAAAGAGUGAUGUUGGUGGUGGGGUGGAGUUGGCGCCUGCGCCUGUGACGUCGGUGCCCGCGGAGGGGAGUGAAAGCAAUGGAGGGCUGGCAAUGGGAAAUGGCAAUGGGACCGCGCAGUACGGACAGGGCGGUGGAGAUAUCAGCGUGAGCGUUCUCAACGGCGAAGGUUCAACAGCAGGAGAAGCACCACGUCCGCAAACCGCCCAGCUAAAAUUCGCAUCCCCGCCCGCCAUCCAACGACCCGUUCCUCAAGGCGGCAACUCCACCGACGCAGGAGGCUUCCUCCAAAACUACGACUGGAACAACAGUGGCGUUGUCAACCAGUUCCAGGACAUGCACCAUCUGCAUCCGAAUUACAUGUUCAAUACAUCCGAGGCGACGAAUGAGUAUAACUUACUCAACGACUUCCUCAGUAAUUCCCUGAUCGACGAUGGAGGCGUGUACCAGAAUCCGGAUGACGCGCAGGCCUUAUUCGACGAUCCCUUACUCCUCACCUCCUCCCUCUCCGCACUGACGAACCCCAACAUCUCCACUGAAACCCUCACCCAACCCACCACCCUCCCACCCCCCGCCCCCACCAACCUACCUCCCACGACAACCGCCCCCUCCACCUCAGCAGCCCAAGAAAUCUCCCGCCCCCCCUCGACCUUCCCCAUCGACCCCAACGCCCGCGACAAAUUCUACAUGACAGCCGCCGACCCCGCCGGCCUCUCCUCCGCCGAAGACCGCCUGCACAAACUCCUCCGCGCCAAAUACGACGCCGGAAUGCUCAAACCCUUCAACUACGUCCGCGGCUACGCUCGCUUGUCAACCUACAUGUCCGCGCACCUCACCCGGGACUCCGCGCUGCGCAUCCUCCGUCAACUCGAACGGUUUCGUCCGAAAUUCCGCGAGGCGAUGCAGAGUUUGACUGACAUGCAAUUGGUUUUGGUGGAGAUGUGGUUCGAAAGGAGUUUGAUGGACUACGAUCGAGUAUUUGCGAGCAUGGCGAUUCCAGCGUGUUGUUGGAGACGCACAGGGGAGAUUUUUCGCGGGAACACGGAAAUGGCGGAGUUGGUCCGCGUUCCGCUGGGGAAGCUGAGGGAUGGGAAAGUCGCGAUUCAUGAGAUUAUCGCGGAGGAGAGUUUGGUGAGUUAUUGGGAGAAAUUCGGGGCGAUUGCGUUUGAUGGGACGCAGAAGGCGAUUUUGACGAGUUGUAGUUUGAUGAGGAGGAGGGAUGGGAAAGAGGAGGGGGAUGGUGGGGAGGAGGAGAUGGAGGUGUUGAAGUGUUGUUUUUCGUUCACGAUUCGAAGGGAUUCGCAUAAUAUGUGA